AUGUUCAAAAGACCAUUUAUUGGCAUUAGUAGUCAUGCCAAUAAAAAACUUGGCAAUUCAAUUACUAUUAUUCCCACAAAAAGAUAUAGUACCACUACAAGUACACCCAAUGAACCAUCUUUACCCGAAUUAUGUAAUAAAUGGGAUGAAAAAGUUACGAAUUUUGAAGUUAAAUUAUUGAAAAAAAAACAAGGAAAUGAUAACAAAGAAACCCCCAAAAAAUAUAUAUUAUCCAUGUUUCCAUAUCCGUCAGGUAUGUUACAUAUUGGACAUUUAAGAGUUUACGCAAUUAGCGAUGCUUUGAACAGAUUUUACAAACUUAAUGGAUUUAAUGUUAUUCAUCCAAUGGGAUGGGAUGCCUUUGGUCUACCUGCUGAAAACGCAGCAAUUGAAAGAAAAAUUGAUCCAAAUACUUGGACUAAAUCAAAUAUCCUUAAAAUGAAAGAGCAAAUGAAAUUAAUGAAGGUUAAUUUUGAUUGGGAUAGGGAAGUUACUACUUGUAAUCCAGAUUAUUAUAAAUUCACACAAUAUAUUUUUUUACAAAUGUUUAAAAAUGGAUUAGCUUAUCGUAAAGAGGCUGAAAUUAAUUGGGAUCCGGUCGACAAGACUGUUUUGGCCAAUGAGCAAGUUGAUUCGCAAGGUAGGUCAUGGAGAUCGGGCGCUAUUGUUGAAAAAAAAUUAUUAAAACAGUGGUUUUUAGGCAUUACUCAAUACGCCCAUGAUUUGCAAGCUGAUUUAAAACUUUUAAAGAAUUGGCCUUCAAAUGUUAAAACUAUGCAAAAAAAUUGGAUUGGUGAAUCUACUGGCACCGAAUUGAAAUUUAAAGUUAACUUGGAAAUAAAUGAUAAUGUUCAAAAACUUGACGAUUACAUAACGGCAUUUACCACGAGGGUUGAUACUUUAUUUAGUGUUCAAUAUUUGGCAUUGGCUUUGAAUCAUCCAAUUGUCAAACAUCUUGCUACGAAAGAUCAAAAAUUGGUUGAAUUUAUUAAAACUGCAGAAAAAUUGGGCCCACAAAAUGAUUCAAAAAUGGGUUACAAACUUAGAGGUCUAAAUGUUUAUCAUCCAUUGGUAUCCAAUAAAAAAAUACCGGUAUAUGUAGCACCAUAUGUCAUUGGUAGUUAUGGUUACGGUGCAGUUAUGGGAUGUCCAGGCCAUGACGAGCGUGACUAUGCAUUUUGGGUCAAGGCUAACGAAGAUACACACAAUAAUCCUGUUAAAAUAAUUAAAACUAUUAAACCUUUGAAUGAUGACUGUGAAUGGACCACACCAUAUACCUCUAAAUCAGGUAAAUUGAUAAUUCCAAAUGAAAUUCUUGGGUAUGAAUUUUUUAAUGGGUUGACUGUAAAAGAAGCCCAAAUUGCUAUUACUGAGAAACUGGAGAAAUUAGGUCUAGGAAAAUUUACCACCCAAUUCAAAAUUAGAGAUUGGUUAAUUUCUCGACAACGUUAUUGGGGAACACCAAUUCCUAUUAUCCACUGCAACAACUGUGGUCCAGUGGCCGUUCCUGAAAAAGAUUUGCCUGUCAUGUUGCCAAAGGUUACUUCGCUAGCUUCAAAGGGCAAUCCAUUAACUUUUGUUGAUCAGUUUGUUAAUGUUAAAUGUCCGAAUUGUGGUCAUGAUGCUAAAAGAGAGACGGAUACUAUGGACACGUUUAUGGACAGCUCAUGGUACUUUUUCAGAUAUAUUGAUCCGCACAAUGAAAAGUUGCCCUUCGAUCCAGAAAUGGCACGCAAAUUACUGCCCGUAGAUAUGUACAUUGGUGGGGUGGAACAUGCGAUUUUGCAUUUGUUAUAUUCAAGGUUCAUGUCCAAAUUUUUGACUAAAAUUGGUAUGUGGCCAAAUGGCGGUGAUUUUAAUGGAGAGCCUUUUCAAAAGUUAGUUACGCAAGGUAUGGUUCACGGUAUGACAUAUAUCAAUCCAGAAAAUAAAAGAUUUUUGAAGCCUGAUGAAUUGGAUUUCUCCAAGAACCCAAAUAACCCAAUUAUAAAGUCAAAUGGUAAAAACCCCUUGAUUUCGUAUGAAAAAAUGUCCAAAUCGAAAUACAAUGGCGCUGAUCCUAAAGAAUGUAUUGCAAAACAUGGUUCAGAUGCUACAAGGGCACAUAUUCUGUUCCAAGCACCAAUAAGUGAUAUUUUGAAUUGGGACGAAUCAAAGAUAAUUGGCGUGGAGCGUUGGUUGCAACGUAUUUUAAAAUUAUGCAAUAGUUCCAUAUCAAGUUCGGUUAAAUAUGAUAAUCAAAUGGCUGUUUUGAAAAGUUCCAAAUCGCUACAUAAUGAUGAAGAAGUUAAAUUCUAUAAUACAUUACAAAAGUUGCUAAAGAGUAUUACUAUAGCUUUUACGGACACAUUGUCUUUAAAUACUGUUAUAUCAGAUUAUAUGAAAUUGACUAAUCUGCUCUAUGAUAAUGUGAAUAACGCCUCCAUUGAUAAUCAAUUAAAACUAAAUGCUUUGGUCAAGUUGAUUAAUGUUAUAUAUCCCAUAACACCGUGUGUUAGCGAAGAAGCUGCUGCUAUUAUAGUUAAGAACCAAAAUUGGAAUGAAGAGUUAAGUAGAUAUUGGCCGGAUGUGGAACCAAUCAAACAACCAAAUACUGUCUCUUAUAAUGUUGUGAUUAAUGGGAAAAUGAGGUUUAUAUAUUGUGGAUCCAAGGAUUUUAUUGAAUUGCAUGAAGGUGAAAUUAUUAAAAUACUAACCGAGUUACCGGGAGGGAUAAAAUAUUUGAAAGGUAAGGACAUUAUGAAAGUCAUUGUUAAGAAAAAAGUAAUAAGUUUUGUUUUAAAAUAG
Molecule: messenger RNA, 2787 nt
Organism: Saccharomycodes ludwigii
Lineage: Eukaryota; Fungi; Ascomycota; Saccharomycetes; Saccharomycodales; Saccharomycodaceae
Gene: NAM2
Product: leucine--tRNA ligase NAM2
Exons: 1
Coding region: 1-2787 (928 amino acids)
Biological process (GO): mitochondrial translation; leucyl-tRNA aminoacylation
Cellular component (GO): mitochondrion
Molecular function (GO): ATP binding; leucine-tRNA ligase activity; aminoacyl-tRNA deacylase activity
Source: RefSeq, a predicted model, not a curated record